CAAUUGCGUCCUUCGACUAGAACACAUUGCGAACUUGAUCUUGGCCGCGGACAUCUCAUCCCAAAACUGCUCUGCUGAUCGCAAUGUGGGGUGCCCCAGCAGUCUCCAAAUCCGUAUCCUACCCCCCGUACAAUUUUUCCUGGAUAGAGCAGAACAAACUGGCCGCGAUGGCUUGUCCGAGCAGCGAGGCGAACUACCAAUUUCUCAGAGACCAGGGCAUACACCACAUUCUGACCCUAUCACCGGAAAAUGUCCCCACAAAGCUGAAGUAUUGGGAUUUGGGUUGGUCCAGAAUAGACGUGCAAGAGUUUGAAGCGCCGAGUUUGGAGAAUAUAUUGGAAUUUUUGGAUUUGUGUCAAAAGUGUCGAAUGCGAAAACAGGCCAUUGCAAUUCAUUGCCGUAUGGGAAGAGGAAGAACGGGAGUAAUGGCUGCAUGUUACCUAGUGCAUUUUAUGAAGAUAGCCCCAGAAAGAGCUAUAACUAAUAUUAGACUUAUGAGACCCGGAUCCAUAGAGACUUAUGAGCAAGAAAGGUCCGUCGUUAAAUUCCACGACUAUAUUAGAACCAUCGAAGAUGAUUUUCAACCAAAUUACGAAACUAAGCACAUUACUCAAUAGAAGCUUGACGUCGGUAUCAUUACAAAAAAAAACAUUCCCAUUUACCUAAUCAGCCUUAACCUGUUCUAUUACAAAUUUUCAGCGAUCAUGGACCUACCAUAUCCAUUACACCAUUCUCCUGAACAAACGUGUGUGGGCCACAGAGCCGUCUUUAGAUUUACUGUAAUAUGAAUUAAAAUGGCUGUGGCUAUACAUACUGAAAUGACAAGAACCAAAA
Coccinella septempunctata (seven-spotted ladybird) is the source of this 834-nucleotide messenger RNA. RefSeq names its product dual specificity protein phosphatase 23-like. The record is from RefSeq and is a predicted model, not a curated record. Gene Ontology annotation, biological process: cilium assembly; protein dephosphorylation. The transcript has 2 exons. The coding region runs from base 84 to 617 and encodes 177 amino acids. Gene Ontology annotation, molecular function: protein tyrosine/serine/threonine phosphatase activity. NCBI's taxonomy places the organism in Eukaryota, Metazoa, Arthropoda, Insecta, Coleoptera, Coccinellidae.